GAUUUGACACAGUAGCAGGAUGGCAUCUGCAGACACGGUUCUUGCAAUGAAAGGGAUGGCUGCUGAUCCUUUGAAGAGAAAACUUCUCUUGAAGGAUGCAACAUGUAUGGGUGGUCUUAUUAUGGUGCUUUCCAAUCCUGAUUCAAAAAUUGUCACUUCAGCACUAGAGACAUUAAUUUUGAUGGCAGACACAAAUGAUCAUAAGAAACUUCUACGAGGUUUUAUAGGAAUGACCAAACAACUGGAAACAAUCAUCAACAG
This is a messenger RNA of Saccostrea cuccullata (small rock oyster), 261 nucleotides long. Its product is annotated as armadillo repeat-containing protein 1-like. The record is from RefSeq and is a predicted model, not a curated record. The transcript has 3 exons. The annotation marks the transcript as partial. Lineage: Eukaryota; Metazoa; Mollusca; Bivalvia; Ostreida; Ostreidae.